UUCUACCACAAAGAGCAAUGAAUUCGGGUACAACGGAGAAAACCAAAAUACAAAUUCUAUACGAAGCCUGCAGGGUUAUAUUUUCUCAGAAAGAGCUCCCAACAUACAAAGAGAUUCACUGGCUUAGAAACCUCCUGGGCACAUUUGAAGCAAUAGAUUUUGGAAUCGAUGAACAUGGCUUGUGUGGAUCUCCAUCUUCCAGCCAAAAGAGUGAAAAUGGAUUGAUUUGUGCGCAAAGCAUCUCCAAAAUCACUUACAUUCAUGUUUACGAAUGCGAACAAUUCUCUAUCGGCGUGUUUUGUUUUCCGACAGGAGGCAUGCUUCCCCUUCAUGAUCACCCCGAAAUGACUGUGUUUAGCAAACUCCUAUAUGGUUCUUGUUAUGUUAAAGCUUACGAUUGGGUGAAAGUCGAAACUUCUCCCGGCUUCCCUACAUUUGGAUUAGGAGGCAAGGUUUUCGACGGCAUUAUGAGUGCUCCAUGUGAAACUUCUGUUCUAUUCCCACGAAGUGGCGGAAAUAUUCACUCUUUUACUGCGUUAACUCCUUGUGCUAUCUUGGAUGUAUUGACUCCACCAUACUCUGAGGAGCUUGGAAGGCCUUCUACCUACUUCAUGGAAUUUCUUCCUAUUCCUUCCUUACCAGGCUAUGCGGUCCUUGAGGAACGAGACCUACCAGAUAACUUAGUAGUUGAAGGAGCACCAUAUCUUGGCCCUCCUAUUGAAGCUGAUGAUGAUGAUGAUGAUGAUGAUGAUGAUGAAAAGGUCCAUUGUUGACCAAUGUGCAUAUUAGUUCAUAGAAUCGUUAGGGUAAAACGAUUAAGCAUAAUUAGUUGCAUUAGGUAGUUACAGUGUUAAACAACG
This is a messenger RNA of Argentina anserina (silverweed cinquefoil), 860 nucleotides long. RefSeq names its product plant cysteine oxidase 1-like. The coding region runs from base 18 to 773 and encodes 251 amino acids. The record is from RefSeq and is a predicted model, not a curated record. Gene Ontology annotation, molecular function: oxidoreductase activity, acting on single donors with incorporation of molecular oxygen, incorporation of two atoms of oxygen. NCBI's taxonomy places the organism in Eukaryota, Viridiplantae, Streptophyta, Magnoliopsida, Rosales, Rosaceae. The transcript is spliced from 5 exons.